CACUCUGGUUAUUGGCCACACUGCCACUCUACAGAUUUUUCGAGGCGUAAUUUACACUCUACACAUUUGACAAACUUCCAACAAAGGGAUAAAUGCACCAGCAAAAGCAUCGCUUGAAAUAUGAUUCGAAAGGGAACGAGAGAUCAAAAUGAUAUAUCGCUGAUCAUUGGGACGCUGCCUAAACGUCUGCAGAAUAAAAUCGCGGCCAGCUGCAGCCACAGCCACGCAGCAACAACAACAGCGUUGGAGACGGAAAACGCUGAAAAUGCGGAGCCAGUUGCUACGACUGCGAAUGCUUCAAGGCCAGUCGCAAUCCUCAGCAAGGCGGCUCCUGGGAAACCUAAUCCCGACGCGGCCCAUCCCGUUUUGGAUACCAGCGGGAAACUAGUGCGGGAAGGUGGAAUUCCUGGCAUCUUGCGCGUAGCACCCUCUGUAACGGGUGGUGGAAAUAAAAAUGGAAAUGGCAAAUGCGGACACAAUGCUCGUCGCAGGGGUCGUAACGCGCACAUUGGCAAGGAUAAGGAGCAUGCUCCGCAGUCGCCAGUUACGCGCACCCGUUUGACCACUGAGCAUCCGGAUUGGUUUGAACCUCUAUUGAACAUGCCACAUUCGAAAAACAUUGUCCAGUUGUAUGAUCAGCUAAUGGUUCUAAAUCAAAGGAAUCUUAUAUUAGUGAACUGGAAGAACUUUUGCUAUAUUCACGACCAGCUGCAGGACGCCUUCAAGCAUCUUAUUUUAGAACAGCUUAAGUUUGUGUGUGAGCACAAGGUCGAUGUUUUCUUUUGGAAACUACUUUUCUACAAUGUGCGGGAUCACCUGAAGCGACAGCAAACGGACCAGGCGCACACCCAUACUCUCAUUUUGAUUGAGCAAGCCACCAAGUUUUACCGCUUGGUCUACGACAAGUUGAUGACCAAGUGUGUAGUAUCGUCGCGUUGUGAGAGCGCUCUCAAAGUGGUGGCCCAGCGACUGCUUAUAUGCCUGGGUGAUUUGUCGCGCUACCGGGUUAAUCACGUUAAAGCUACGGACUAUGUAGAGGCGGCUAAAUACUAUCAAAAGGCGCAGGAGCUGGUGCCCGGCAAUGGGGCACCUUACAAUCAGCUGGCGGUCAUAUCCAUGUAUCAUCACAAACGAUUUGAUGCCGUUUACUAUUACGUCCGUAGUCUGUUGACAUCCAACUCAAUUCAAACGGCCAAGGAAAGCCUUCUCGAUUUGUUUGACGAGAUUCGGCGCAAGUACGAGGAGACCGAGAUGAAACAAUCUCCCAUGCAUUGUGCAGUGGCGCCGAAGAACCAAAAGUCAAAACAGAUGCGGAAAGAGGUCUGGAUCUAUCCAGACGGAAUUCGACGCCUACAUCGCACCGACGAUAAGGGCAAUAAGGCAAAAGGCAACAAGGCGACCGUGGCCGAAGUCAACCGUUAUGAGGAGAUGGCACCGGAGGAGCUUCUGCCUCGCAUCGUUUCGCUUUAUUUAUAUCUAAUAGGCAAACUCUAUACCGGUACAGACGUGGACUCGUUAUAUCCAUUGCUUAGGAAACUGCAAAUACAAAUGGGCGCUGCGCUUAAGCACAACAACCUGUUGUCACGCUCCAAACUGCUGAAAAUUGUGGCACUCAACUUGUUCGUCGUCGAGCACAACAAACGGAAAACGUCACGCCGGGAGAUGCGUUAUCACAGCUUUAAUUUUGCCAACUCAUUUUUUGGACUCAUGCUGAAGAAAAUAAACCAGUUGCUGGUCGGUUUCGUGGAGGACUCUACAAAUAUCCAGUGUCUUCCAGAAGAAGACUUUACAACAGUCAACACUUAUUUGCAGUAUGUAAAGGUUUAUGUUCAUUGGUUGAGCAUCAAUGUCGAUGUUUGGGAACCUGUCAGAACGGAAGAACAUUCUUUCAUAGAUUGCUGGGCUGAGCUAUUCACUCUAUUCGAGUACAUUGAAUGCCUUUUAGGAAAGCAGAAACCGGGAAAAAAGGAAAUUCUUUUGGAUGAAGAUAUUGCCCUUAGCGGAUUUAGCCCAUUGGGUCGUGAAUCGAUGAGCAAGGAUUGCCUCAAACGCGGACCAGAACGCGUUCAGUUCAUCGAACGUAUGCGAAGGAUUGCUCAGUUCCAGGACUUUUAUGGCCAGCAUCAAAAGUCUUUGCAACAGCCUCUGGACUCGAGCUUCACCAUUGAGGAUCUAAACGCAGCUAUGAAGAACGCCUUGGAAAGCUUUGACGCUGAAAGUUGUGGUCUUGCAGUAAACGUGUCAAAGGUCCAAAGUCAAGCUGUUGAGGAAUUGCUAUGUCCUUCCACUGACGCAGACGUAUCCCAGCUGUGUAAGCUGAAGAAGGAACUUGAGGCCAAGGCUAAGGUUAAGCAGAUAUGCACCAGCAAGCUAGAGGAAAUCCUCAAGUUCGUGGACACCAAAAUUUACAUUGAAGUGCGUCCGCGUUAUCUUCUACCCGACACCAACUGCUUCAUCGAUUGUCUAGAGGACUUUGAAAAACUAUCCACAGAGUUCAAGCGUUACACUCUAAUUAUACCAUUGACAGUGGUCAAGGAACUAGAUGGAUUGUCCAAGGGCGUUAAGUUGGACUUAUACCGCAGCUCGAAGCAAACACAGCGCAUUCACCACUUUGACGAGGUGUCGUCUCGGGCAAAAAAGUCGUUGGAGUUUAUCAAGUCGGCCAAGAGCAAUGUCAAAUGUGCUACCACAAAAGGCUCAUUUGUCAAUGCUUCGGUGUUUGCCUUAGUUGAGGAAGAGUAUCUAUCUAACGACGACAAAAUUCUGGCAACAGCCGUGGCUGUAUCAAAAACGGCCAAAACCGAACAAUGCACAGAUGGCAAGUGUUUCAUUCAAACGGAAUUAGUUCUUAUUACCACCGAUCGUAAUCUUCGUGUCAAAGCCCUUUCUCGGAAUUUAGCAGUCAGCGCAUUGGAUGAGUUCCUGCAAUGGGCAAAGGAUUGUCGUGACUCAACCUGAAGGCCCAGUUGGUUUGCAAAUAGACCGGCUAACAAUGUAAAUGAACUCGUCCGUCGCAUGAUGCGGUGUGGAGCGAGCUCGAGCUAAUAUAUUACCUACAUUAUACAUAAAUGACUAUGUAAGUCGGGGUCGGCAGAUGCAGACACAUACGCUGGCCGCGGAUACGUACACGACGUGGGUUCCAGAGGACUGGGACACGGGUACACAGGCGCGGAUGUUGUGUUGUUUCCCCGGGGUGAUGCUUUGUCCAAGCACAUCACGUUGGUUUUCAAUCAUCUAAUUUGUUUUUUCUCAUUUCAAAUUUAUAUUUUGUGACUUUCGGAAUAAUUAAAUCAUUUUGGAUUGUUGUUCAAUUAA
Drosophila eugracilis is the source of this 3315-nucleotide messenger RNA. RefSeq names its product telomerase-binding protein EST1A (gene Smg6). Gene Ontology annotation, molecular function: telomerase RNA binding; telomeric repeat DNA binding; protein binding. The record is from RefSeq and is a predicted model, not a curated record. NCBI's taxonomy places the organism in Eukaryota, Metazoa, Arthropoda, Insecta, Diptera, Drosophilidae. Gene Ontology annotation, biological process: nuclear-transcribed mRNA catabolic process, nonsense-mediated decay. The transcript is spliced from 10 exons. Bases 121 to 2958 code for a protein of 945 amino acids. Gene Ontology annotation, cellular component: telomerase holoenzyme complex.